AUGCAACGUACGCCUAGUAAAGAUAAGACCUAUGGCUCUGAACCAAAUGUGGCUAACCUACAAGAAAGACGUCCCACUAUGGAUAACUGGAUAAAUGUACGGCAAAAGAAGAAAAGAAUAGACGAGGAUUCCGACAGUGAUUCCAGUAGGAAUCGUGAGUGUAGGAGGCAGAGAACAUCUUGCUGUAAUCAUGAAGACAUCAAUAAAACCUUAGUUCUUCUAAGUGAACAGAUGAGCUCCCUGACAUCACUCCUAAAUACAUUCAAAAAUGAACAGAACUCCCGUUUCUAUGAGUUGAAGAAUGAGAUAAACGACAUAAAGAAGGGAAACGCGGAGAUUGAAAAAUCACUAGACUAUCUUGGAGGGAAAUAUAUGGAAAUGGAAAAAUGUUUAAAGGAAAGGAAAGAGGAAGUAAUGAAACAGGAAAAUCGUGUCAAAGAAAUCAUACAUAAAAACGUCUACUUAGAAAAAUGUAAUAAGGCAUUGGAAGAGAGACUAAUGAGACUGGAACAAAAGGAACUAGAGUUGCAAAUUGAAUUACAAAAUGUAGAAAAACAAGAAGGGGAGAACUUGUUGGGAAUAGUAUAUAAAAUAGCAGAAGAAUUGAGAUUAGAGACGAAGGACAUUGCGAAAGUUUGGAGAGUUCCCGGUGAUAGCAUCAAGGCUCCACGGCCUAUAAUUGUUUCAUUAAAUUCACGAGAGGCGCGCAUUAAAUGGCUGAAGAGCAGGAAAGAUAAUAUAACAAAUCAUGUCAUACUGAAUAAUAAUAAUAACUCCAGAAUAUACGUAAAUGAACAUGUGACGCGUCAAAUUCGUCAACUAUUUUGGAGUGCCAAAAAUAAAUUAAAAGAAAACUUCAAAUUUAUAUGGAUACAAAAUGGAAAGAUUCUCAUUAAGAAGAGCGAAAUUGAGAAGAAAAUAUAUCAAAUUAGUUUUGAAAGUGACAUAGAAGAAAUCUUACACAAGAAAAAAGAG
This is a messenger RNA of Iphiclides podalirius (scarce swallowtail), 975 nucleotides long. The record is from the annotation of a GenBank genome assembly. Lineage: Eukaryota; Metazoa; Arthropoda; Insecta; Lepidoptera; Papilionidae.